AUGAUCCAGCACAUAUGCUUUAUCAAGAGUUUAUGGAAAGUUGCCAGCGAGAAUAUUGUCCAGCGCAGCAGUCUCCUGCCCGCCAAACCCAUUGCGGGAGUCGUGGAUUGGGAGUUCACAUACGCAGCCCCAGUUGAGUUCAUCUACGCACCACCUUGGUGGCUUCUUAUCCAGAAACCACAAAGAUGGCCGCAUGAUCUCGAUGACUGGAUAAGGACCCUUGAUCGACGUCUCCAGACAUCUAUGAAGGCAAUGGUUGAUCGCGAAGACGCUGCUAGCACAAAAGAGACCGAACUUGUAUUCGCUCCAAUGCGAGAAAGCUGGGAGAGUGGUGAGUUUGGAUAG
This is a messenger RNA of Penicillium paradoxum, 345 nucleotides long. RefSeq lists its product as uncharacterized. The coding region runs from base 1 to 345 and encodes 114 amino acids. The record is from RefSeq and is a predicted model, not a curated record. Lineage: Eukaryota; Fungi; Ascomycota; Eurotiomycetes; Eurotiales; Aspergillaceae. The transcript has a single exon.